This is a messenger RNA of Petromyzon marinus (sea lamprey), 4474 nucleotides long. The record is from RefSeq and is a predicted model, not a curated record. Lineage: Eukaryota; Metazoa; Chordata; Hyperoartia; Petromyzontiformes; Petromyzontidae.
UCACCCAUCGAGGCUCUGCGCUCAAAUCGCCGCGGACCCUGGAGUGGGAAUUCACUUCCGCCUCAACGCCCUCACCACGGUCUCACGGUCUCACGGCGAGUCUCACGGUCUCACUGUGAGUCUCACGGUCUCACGGCGAGGUUCACUGUGAGUCUCACGGCGAGUCUCACGGUCUCACGGCGAGUCUCACGGCGAGAUUCACUGUGAGUCUCACGGUCUCACGGCGAGUCUCACGGUCUCACUGUGAGUCUCACGGUCUCACACGGCCUCACGGCGAGUCUCACGGCGAGCUUCACUGUGAGUCUCACGGUCUCACGGCGAGUCUCACGGUGGGUCUCACGGCGAGUCUCACGGCGAGUCUCACGGUCUCACUGUGAGUCUCACGGCGAGUCUCACGGCGAGUCUCACGGUCUCACGGCGAGUCUCACGGCGAGUCUCACGGUGAGGCUCACGGUGAGGCUCACGGUGAGUCUCACGGUCUCACGGCGAGUCUCACUGUGAGUCUCACGGCGAGUCUCACUGUGAGUCUCACGGCGAGUCUCACUGUGAGUCUCACGGCGAGUCUCACGGUGAGGCUCACGGUGAGGCUCACGGUGAGUCUCACGGUCUCACGGCGAGUCUCACUGUGAGUCUCACGGCGAGUCUCACGGCGAGUCUCACGGCGAGGCUCACGGUGAGGCUCACGGUGAGUCUCACGGUCUCACGGCGAGUCUCACUGUGAGUCUCACGGCGAGUCUCACGGUGAGUCUCUCGGCGAGUCUCACGGUGAGGCUCACGGUGAGGCUCACGGUGAGUCUCACGGUCUCACGGCGAGUCUCACUGUGAGUCUCACGGCGAGUCUCACGGCGAGUCUCACGGCGAGACUCACGGUGAGGCUCACGGUGAGUCUCACGGUCUCACGGCGAGUCUCACUGUGAGUCUCACGGCGAGUCUCACGGUGAGUCUCUCGGCGAGUCUCACGGUCUCACUGUGAGUCUCACGGUCUCACACGGCCUCACGGCGAGUCUCACGGCGGGUCUCACGGCGAGUCUCACGGCGAGUCUCACGGCGAGCCUCUCGGUGAGGCUCACAGUGAGUCUCACGGUGAGUCUCACGGUCUCACGGCGAGUCUCACGGCGAGCCUCACAGUGAGGCUCACGCCGAGCCUCACUGUGAGACUCACGGCGAGUCUCACGGCGAGCCUCACAGUGAGGCUCACGGCGAGUCUCAUGGCGAGCCUCACGGCGAGUCUCACGGUCUCACGGCGAGUCCCACGGUCUCACGGUCUCACAGCGAGUCUCACAGUGAGGCUCACGGUCUCACGGUCUCACUGUGAGACUCACGGCGAGCCUCACGGCGAGUCUCACAGUCUCACGGCGAGUCUCACGGUCUCACGGUCUCACAGCGAGUCUCACGGUCUCACGGUCUCACAGCGAGCCUCACGGUCUCACGGCGAGUCUCACGGUGAGGCUCACGGUCUCACGGUCUCACUGUGAGUCUCACGGCGAGUCUCACGGUCUCACUGUGAGUCUUACGGAUUUGCUAUUUGCGAUUAUGGCUGUAUCUGCGAAUCAUGUCUAGAGAGAGAAAGAAGUGGUGAGAGACAAAGUGAUUAGAGUUAUUAUUUUUUUAUUAACAUAAUGAUAAUACAUCCAAAGUUCGUUAUACUGAAGCUUCGUAUCCCGAAUGUUCGCCUUUUUGUAGUAUUAUUGCACAGAAUGGCACCCAAGUCGUCAGCGUUUCAGACAAGGCCACGCAUGCACCCAACGACUGAAAUCGGAAGGCACAGCUCCAAAUCCGGAGCAAUCGAGGGUCACCGGCACGGCCACUGGCAACCGGGCAAUGUUACUCGCCGCAGAGAACCGCGGGAGGCGCGACCGCCGCCACUCCGCGAGAGCCGGCGCCAAAAACUGUGGCACGCUGCAACCCUCCCAGGCGCGGCCCUUUUUAACCUCCGAUUCCGUUCCGAUGGCACCCAGAACGCGUACUGAUGAUGUGCACCUACGUCAUCGAAACGGAAAUAUAAAAUACAACCAAUGGUGUGUAAAGUGUGAAAAGUAAGAAUAGGUAAAACCUUUUGCAAGGCAUCAAGUCUACUUGUGGUAAACAUGCAAACAAACGUGGCGCUGAUACUAAUGUACAAAUUCUCUUUGAAACUGACUGGCCUACACCAGAGACAACGGCCUUCUUUAUGCCCUAGUCUCACCAGCAGUGUCAGACCAGAGAAUGCCAAAAAUCUUUGUACCGACGUAGGUCAUCGGAACUAAAACUGAUGACGUACGCUGCACGGCAUGUUUGGGUUUGACGUACGUCAUCGGAACGGAAUUGGAACUAAAACUGAUGAGGUACAAUAGACGGCAUGUUUGCAUUUGACGUACGUCAUUGGAACGGAAUCGAAAACUGAAGCUGAUGACGUAGGCUGCGUGGCAUGUUUGGGUUUGACGUACGUCAUUGGAACGGGAAAGGGAUAAGAAACGCGCCGGGCUGUUUUUUUUUUUACGCUGUCAUGGUGCGCCACUCGCCCGUCUUGAUUCAUCGCGCUUGAAUUUCGCCAGCCACCGCCACCGCCACCACCGGCUUGCGAUGUCCAACGCCGGCUCCUCCGCCGCCGCUGCCGUUGCCGCCGCCGGGCAACCUCCGGCGAAGAAGACGAGGUUCACGGGCGCCCAUCGCUACCGCACCAAGUUCAACGCCGACUGGACGAGCCGCUACCCGUUCAUCAGCGCCGUGAGGGGCGAGCCGUGCCUCUACCACUGCGGCGUCUGCGCCAAGGUGCUCUCUUGCGCCCACCAGGGCGAGACGGACGUCAGGAGGCACGUGGGCAGCGACAGCCACGCCAAGAUGGUGAGCUCGAGGGGCGGGCACGGCGGCGGUGGCGGCAGUGGCCGUGGCCUUCCGGAGACCACGUUCGCGACGCCCGUCUCGUCGGACCUCAAGGAAGAGCCCCAAGAAGAGGAGAUGCUGUCUUAUUGCGAGGAGGAGGAGGUGCCGCUGCCGCUGGAGGCGACCAGUGAUGGGAGCGGUUUCCCGGCGUGGCUGGAGACGCAGGGCGUGAGCGCCGAGGUGGCCCGCGCCCUCGACUCGGAGCUGGGCAUCCGCGACUACGGCCUCCUGCGCGCCUGCGUGGACGACGGGAGCGUGCGAGCGGAGCUGCUGGCCGCCGCUCGCCACCGCCUGCCCUUCGGGUUCUACGCGGCGCUGAGGCGCGCCGUGAAGGCCCUGCGACAGCCCGACGAUGAAGACGGAGCAGGAGGAGGAGCGGGAGGAGGAGGAGUGGAAGGAGGAGCGGAAGGAGGAGGGGCAGGCUUAGCGGGAGGAGGAGGAGCGGGAGGAGACGCCGCAGGGGCGACGCUGCUGGGAGGCCUCGUGGAGGCGCUCCUCGCGCUCUUUGGCGGCCUCAGCCGUGAGCUGCUGCUCUCCGCGGAGCGCCUGGGGGCGCUGUACGGCCAUCGGUGCGCCCCGGAUGGCGGCGCUGUGAGCCCCGGGGGCGGCUGCGACGUGGAGUGGCACACGGAGCACGAGGAGGUGGGGGAGGCUCCGACGCAAGAAAUCUCGGAGGCCGACCCCAGGUGGGAGACGAUGGCGGUGAAGAUGGAGGCGAGCGGAGACCUGCAUCCCUGGAUGCUCUCCACGCCUGCUUCAACGCAGUGGCUGCCUCUCAAACGGGAAGAGAAGCCGCGAGACGUGGCCGAGGAUUUUCGGGCGGAAGAAGGGGGCCUCCCGUGCGACGGGGAAGGGGCGGAUGGUCGAGAGCUGCGCAGCCUCCGGGUGGACGUCGUCGUCCACGCGGAAGGAGACAACCUGCUGGGUGACAGAGAAGACCUCCAGCUCGGUGAUGGAAGGGACCUCCAGGUCGGUGAUGGAAGGGACCUCCAGGCCUAUGGAAGGGACCUCCAGGCUGCUGGUCUCAGCGCUAGGCCGGGGGCGGUGACUGCGGCCACGCGGAGAUACGCGGCGGUGGCUGCGACGGCCCCAGGCGUCGAGGCCAAGGUGGAGCUGCAGGAUCCGAGCGGCGACGGGACCGCGAUCGCCGCCUUCCCGUGCCCCGCGUGUGGCCAGCGGCCGGCACCGGCCGGCGAUCCGCCGAGGCCUCGGUUCGACUCCCGGAGCCACGCGCCGAUCCGGCGUCGUCCCGCAGACGCGACGCGACGGCACCGCCGCCGCUGCGCCCGUUGCGGUGUCGCGGCCGCGGCCGUCGGCGGCUCCGCGGGGGAGCGGCACUGCCUGCUGUGCGGUGGGGUCUCCGUGCCGGGGCUCGGGCAGCGCCAGCAGCGGGGGCACGGCGCGGGAGAGCGGCCGCACCCUCCCGAGCCCCGUCGUCACCGUAACGAUGACAACGACGACGACGCCGGAGACGCCGGAGGAGCGGAGGAGCGAGCCUGCCGGUGCGACCGCUCACCCCGCCGGUGUGAGAGGACGUUUGCGCUGCCCGGGCUACUCCGGCGCCAGCAGGAGCACACGCACUGCGGUGAUCUCAGCUAGCAUGGGGGCAGCA